This is a messenger RNA of Rhopilema esculentum, 716 nucleotides long. Lineage: Eukaryota; Metazoa; Cnidaria; Scyphozoa; Rhizostomeae; Rhizostomatidae. The record is from RefSeq and is a predicted model, not a curated record.
AUGCCUGAAUUAUAUUCACAUAAAGCAUUGGUGAAUAUCUCAUCUGUUGGUUUAGAAUUUGCUAGGAUCACAACAGUAGAUUUCUAUCGAAACUGGGAAGAAUAUAAGACAGGCUUUGGGGAUUUGAGAAGUGAAUUUUGGCUUGGAAAUGAGAAAAUUCACCGCCUUACAAAGCAAAAGGAUACGAAGAUUCGGUUUGAUCUUGAAGAUGUGGAUGGCAACAAAGCUUUUGCAGAGUAUAAUACCUUUUAUAUUGAUGGCGAAGAUAAACAAUUUACAGCACAUGUAAGUUCUUACUCAGGAACGGCUGGCGAAUCAUUUUCAAAUACAAAUGGGCGUAAAUUUUCAACCAAAGAUAAAGAUCACGACACGAAUCCAGGGGGAAGUUGUGCUGUGGUAUAUCAUGGUGCGUGGUGGUAUGGAAAAUGUCAUUCAUCCAAUUUAAAUGGAAGAUAUCUAAAUGGUCCACAUAAGUCGUAUGCCAAUGGGGUAAAUUGGCAAGCGUUCAAAGGUUAUCACAACUCAUUGAAAAGAACUGUCAUGAAAAUAAAGCUACGGAAUUAGCCAAGAACAAAAUUUAACAGAAAUGGCAGCUAUGCUAGCAGUUGUAGAAAAUAGUUAACAACUUAUGUAACAGAUAAAAGAUUGUAAACGAUGAGAAAAAUGUAAAAGAGUAGCUUAUAGCAUAUGUUAGAAACAUAUAAAUGCUUAAAUGC